Molecule: messenger RNA, 1044 nt
Organism: [Torrubiella] hemipterigena
Lineage: Eukaryota; Fungi; Ascomycota; Sordariomycetes; Hypocreales; Clavicipitaceae
Source: the annotation of a GenBank genome assembly
AUGGCCUUUCAUCAAUUUAGCCGCUUUCCCCGUGAAAUACGGGAGGCAAUAUGGCAGCACACAGUCUACUACGAAUCCGAAGUCUGCCUCUGCUGGCCGUCCAACACAUGCAGAGGCUAUCCUGAAGGUGCAGGUGCCAACUCACUUAAUCACUCUCCGCAACUGCCCUUGACUGUCGAUACGGCAUAUCCUGUAGCAAUGCACGUGUGUCAUGAGUCGCGUGUCACCGUGCAACGCCCUAGUAGUGGCAUACGUUUUCGAGCAUCGCAGGCUGCCGGCUGCCCUACGCCAUUCAGACGAUAUUUACCUGAGCUUGACAUCCUCUAUUUCAGCGAAGGCGCGGCAUCUGUGUUGCGUAUUGGGGAACGACUAUCUAAAGCGGCCCGAACAGUGCAACAAAAGCUGGUGGAUGCAGCCUGGCAUGACAUUCUCAAGAAAGCCAAGUGGAUUGCUUUAGAGGGUCGGUGGUUCACAUUCCACUAUUGGGACCUCCAAAUGCUAAUGGAGACUGAUGACUGGUGGGAUGACAAUCAUGUCCGUACCGAAAGAUCCCACGAGCUACAGAAGCGGCUAUCCUUCGUCAUGGCCGGUUCGACGCCAAUGGAGCCUAGCCCUCGGCACUUUGAGAGAUUCAAAGCACCUGGGAGGCGGUGCAAGCUUGUAAAUCUGACGGCUGAAGAAGUGGCGAAAAUCAGGGUAAUUAUUGAUCCUAACGGUGGUGCGCUCGAUAUUGGUCCACAAGAGCUAUCAGUCGCCAUUGACCUUACUCGCAAGUACAUCUUUCACGGCGGCACGUGGGAAGAAGGGGAUCCUAUUUGGUGGCGCGAUGAUGACCUCGAGAUUGUCUCCCAGACAUUUGUAGAAUACCAGACGGAUGGCACAUGGAAAGAGGUCUGCCAGCAGCGCAUGUUUUCACGCAAUGAUCUCGAAACUAGUCCUCCUAUUUUGGUGGAAGAUCGACCAGAUCCUGAGGUAAUCAGGGUAAUUGACACGGAGAUUUCAUCGGAGCUUUGGGAAGAACCACCUGUAGUGGGUUGGUUAUAG